Molecule: messenger RNA, 782 nt
Organism: Daphnia carinata
Lineage: Eukaryota; Metazoa; Arthropoda; Branchiopoda; Diplostraca; Daphniidae
Exons: 4
Coding region: 93-731 (212 amino acids)
Source: RefSeq, a predicted model, not a curated record
UGUAAUUUGGUAAACGUUAGCUCCUUGGAAAUGUGCCUAAGGGAAAAACAGGAUACGAAGGGCGUCAAAAAUCAUUUAUAAAUACAGAAGAAAUGCAACUUCUUGCCACAGAUGAAGGUGGUCUUCUCGGUGUAAAGAUGUUCCUACGCAAAUUAUACAUACCAGUUUUCCUUGAACCAUUUAUUGCUUUGGUGAAAAGCGCUCCUGGCCUACAUAACAGUCAGCAGCCACCAUCUGGCAUAGUAAUAGCAGUAGCAAACAAUGAUUUCGUUAGCAACAUUUCCAACAGUUCCAAUACAUCCCAGCAUUGGUUAAAUCCGCGACAUGUUUUGUCAGACCUUACACUUACACUCAAUGCGAAACAGGAGUUUGACACUUCGUCGUUUCCAGUGACAUCUCAACCAUCGGUGCAACCGAUGAAGGCAAAACUUUUGAACGUUUCAAAAACGAACACGUCAACAACGCUCAAUUUUACUUCGACCGUUUCACGUUCUUUCAGUGAUCAACGCAAUUUGUUAAUCGGUUUCAUCUCUAGAAUCUUCGAAGACUCUUUAGCCAGCCCUAAAAUCCAAAAUACGUCCAUCAUACCUUCUCCUGGUGUCUCUUUUCCUGCAUCAGACCAUUAUCCCGAUCGUGAUCAUCGUUACUCUAUCAUUUCGUCUCUAUACCAUUUUUCUUCGCCUUCUCGUCGCCUAUUCUGGGCAUUACGCCGAUAUUUCAGCAACUUGUGAAAGAAUGUGAUAAUGUAAAAUUUAAAUGAAACUCCUUGAUUUAAAAAAAAA